Messenger RNA from Symbiodinium pilosum, 231 nucleotides. The record is from the annotation of a GenBank genome assembly. NCBI's taxonomy places the organism in Eukaryota, Dinophyceae, Suessiales, Symbiodiniaceae.
AUGACGGACAUCAUUAGUAUCAUCGAGUCGGUCCUUGGAACAAAUCCGGCAAUGCUGAAGUUUGCAGCGUGGUUCAUCAUCUGGAUGAUGUCCAGCAUUGUCUAUUUGCCUGCGUCCAUUCCAAGCUUCUUCUCCUUCCGCAUGAAGCUUCAAAGCCACAAAGUGAUGUUGGACCAAAUGGCAGGUUUCGAUGUGCGCGCGGCAGAAUGUACCCUGCCUGCUGAUCGAGAG